Rhinocladiella mackenziei CBS 650.93 is the source of this 2328-nucleotide messenger RNA. RefSeq lists its product as uncharacterized. Gene Ontology annotation, biological process: nucleoside metabolic process. The record is from RefSeq and is a predicted model, not a curated record. Gene Ontology annotation, molecular function: ADP binding; catalytic activity. Lineage: Eukaryota; Fungi; Ascomycota; Eurotiomycetes; Chaetothyriales; Herpotrichiellaceae. Bases 1 to 2328 code for a protein of 775 amino acids. The transcript has 4 exons.
AUGCCUCCUCUACCGAUGGAAGAGUACCAGGUGGGCUGGGUGUGUGCCCUCCCCAAAGAGCUGACCGCCGCCCGAGCCAUGCUGGAUGAAGAACAUGAACAAUACAAGAGUCAAGUGGCCCACGAUAACAACAGCUAUGUGCUGGGACGGAUCCAUGGUCACAAUGUUGUGAUUGCAUGCCUACCUGCAGGAGUGUACGGUACGGUCUCGGUGGCGACCGUGGCCAAUAACAUGUUGAGGACGUUUCCCGCAAUCCGGUUCGGUCUCAUGGUGGGCAUUGGAGGUGGGAUCCCAAACUCAAACAAGGGCGUGGACAUCAGACUAGGCGAUGUGGUGGUCAGUCAACCUGAUGGUACGCAUGGUGGCGUAGUGCAAUACGACCUCCGAAAGAAUCUAGGCGACGGUGUGUUUGAGCGUAAGAGCGUUUUGCGACCGCCUCCGACGCUCCUCCUGACCGCACUCGCCAACCUCCAAUCACAACACCAAAUAUAUGGCAAUCGGAUCUCGGAGACUCUUUCCGCAAUGAUCCAGCGAUUACCACGAUUGGCCAAGGUAGGAUAUGUGCAUCCUGGUCCCGAGAAAGAUAUAUUAUUUUGUAGCAAUGUCGAAGGCCAUCAAAGAGGGGACAAUUGUACCCAAUGCCAGAACGGGGUCAUCGACCGAAAGCCUCGUGAAGAUCAAAGUCCGGAGGUCCACUACGGGGUCAUUGCUUCAGGAAACGAAUUGAUGAAGAAUGUUGUCGAAAGGGAUCGGCUGGGCCGGGAAUUUGGCGCCAAGUGCGUUGAAAUGGAGGCAGCUGGAUUGAUGAAUGAUUUUCCCUGCAUUGUCGUGCGAGGGAUCUGCGACUAUGCCGAUUCUCAUAAGAACGAUGUAUGGCAGGAAUAUGCGGCGGUCACCGCAGCGGGGUUGGCCAAAGAAUUGCUGUCGAUUGUUAAGCCAGCAGAUGUGACCAUUGUCAAACAGGCUACAGAGGUGAUGAAAUAUAACCGCGGUCUCAACCUCUAUGAUGCUCCUGAUAUGAGCGAGGGUCUUUUCAUUGGUCGAGAGACAGAGAUUCAACAGAUGGAAUCGAUCUUGCAGCCUCAGUCAGACACACUCGGUUUAAGCAGAAAGGCGCUCGUUCUCGGCGGCAUGGGUGGGAUCGGCAAGACUCAAUUGGCUAUCACUUAUGCCAAACGACAUCGGACCUGCUAUACGUCCAUCUUCUGGCUGAAUGCCACCUCUGAGGUCAGCCUUAAGACGAGCUUGCGGAACGUAGCCUAUCGAGCGUUGCCUCCAGAGACUAUUAACAAGCUUAACGAUGAGCAGAUUUAUAUCUAUGUCUCCAACUGGCUCUCUGAGCACGAAAACACUCGAUGGCUGCUUAUAUUCGACAACUACGACGAUCCCGAUCAAUAUCAGCUCCAGAAAUACUACCCAUUCGUCGCCCACGGCUCAGUCAUCGUGACCACUCGACAGCCGGGUCGAGUUAACGGAGAAAAGGUUAGAGUUCGAUCUAUGAGCAAGGAAGACGAAAGCCUUCGCAUUUUGGCCACUCGGUCAAGACGAGGCAAUGUGGAAUCCGACCCGGAUGCUCGACAACUGGCCCAGAGACUGGACGGACAUCCCUUAGCUCUGGCCACGGCUGGAGCCUUUUUGAGCCAGUCUUCUGUCAGCUUUGGCCAGUAUCUCUGGCAAUAUGAAGCCAAGUGGAAAGUGAUUGACUCUAUGGAGGAGUUAUCCGACUAUCCUUCGCGCACACUUUAUAGUACGUGGAAUUUAUCGUUCAUGGGAGUGGAACAACAGAAUCCGCGAGCAGCGCAUCUCUUACAAUUCCUGGCGUAUUUGGACCACCAGGAUAUCUGGUUCGAACUCUUGCAUGGCGGCCAACGAGAAGAUCAACCUGCGUGGUUUACCGAACUAGCGGGCGAUGAGUUUAUGUUUGAGGACGCCAUGCGCGUACUCGUCCGAUACUGCCUCGUGGAGACGCAUCAUCAGACUGGGUCAUAUAGUCUUCACACGUGUGUGCACGACUGGACGUUGGACGGGUUGAACCAUCAGAUUGACGCGAGGCGAUACUGGCUGGCGUUUGACUGUGUUGCCAGCCAUGUUAGUGCGGACGACUGGGAGCAUCUGUCUGCGAUUCGAUAUCAGCGCACGCCAACAGAACUUCGUAAGAAGUCGAUUAAAGUCAAUGAUGGACUUAGCAGAGCUCCUUCGGCGGCGAGUGCAGUACGAUGCAGCCGAGCAAAUGUACUCGCGGGCGCUGGCCGGGUACGAGAAGGCGCUGGGCGGGGACCACACGUCGACCCUCAACACCGUCAACCAUCUCGGCCUUCUAUACUUUGA